Pocillopora meandrina is the source of this 2062-nucleotide messenger RNA. The record is from the annotation of a GenBank genome assembly. Lineage: Eukaryota; Metazoa; Cnidaria; Anthozoa; Scleractinia; Pocilloporidae.
AUGAGUGAGGGAACCUGUGAGUUGAACGACAGAGGAGCUCUCCUUACUGAGAAAGGAAACGAACUGGAAUACAACGAAAAAGCAAUUUACACCCAAUUUUACGACACGAAGGUAAAAAAAGUCUCGAUAAAAGACAAAGAAGAUGUUAUUGAAUCCUCGAGACACUUGUCUUUCGUUCGUGGUAUGUUUCUCAUAAAAUCUUCAUAUUUAAACGACAGAUGUGAAAACUUUCCAUCUGUCAUAUUUUUCUUUGAAUGUUUUUAUCGUUUGGUUUUAAAAUAGUUUGACGUGUAUGCGGGUAAAAUGGUGGUUUUUCAUCUUUUUUUUUUUUAAGGCGAAUAGACUACAUUUUAUUGAGUGCUGAUAAUCAAAAUGUUCUACGGUCAUUCAAAGUAAAAUAAGCAGUUUUUCCAGAUAAAUGGUUAAAAUCUCAGUAGCAUUGGAGUCAAUAUCUGCAAACUGCUCCGAAGCUCAAUAAAGUUAAAUAUAUUUUAAGUUGAAAGUUCUUAAAUAAAUUCAGGUGGAGCAAAAGUAGGUCAUACGGAUUUAGUACACAAAAUCUAGUAUGAAAUUUAGCUUGAAGCCAAUACUUUCAAGAUGAAUCUAAAAGCCUUCAAAUAGCUCACUAGUGCAGUCUCCAUAGGGUGACGAACCUGGAAGACGUAUUGAUUACCCGAUAAAAUGAAAAAUGAAUGAUUUCUUAUGUUUUCAGCACAACUGUCAGGCCUUCAAGGAAGAUUUAAAAGUUGUCAACUGCAAAUGUAAGUAGCGUUGGUUUGAAAGAUAUUCUUGAGAUUAAUAUCAACGACCUCGUGUUUAAAUUACAAUGAGUUGCUUGUCCUGGCUGCUUCUUGUCUCUCCGCCAAUAGUUACGGAGUCUGCCGUCCUCGCGAACCUUCGCGGACCUUUGCAAACAUUCCCGAACCUGCUUGAAAAAUUCUGAUUCUUACAGCUUCCUUGAAAGUCCUCAAAUGCUGUCAAAUUGCCAAGGAUAAUUUUUAACUUGGUUACUGCUAAAUCAAAGUGGAAAUCAUGCCUUAAAUUCCCACGAGUGACCAAGACAGAAUUUCUCCUUACAAUCACCAUACAAUAUCAAUCAGAUAGGUGAUGAAAAUAAUGAAAUAAGUUUGAGUUUUUUUUAGUUGAUCCAGCGCCAAAUUCUCAGAACUAGCAUCAUAAGAGUUGUAGGGUAGACAGUAAGGAGAAUUACUAAUGAGAUCUUGGGCACUAAAGGGUUAAGGAAACAAAAACUGCUGAAGAAGCCGAGGACACUCACUGCGUUAUUCACAAUUUCAAAUGCUGGUGUGCCUACAAAAUGCAUCGCGAAAACAUGAUAGCGUUGAGUCAUCAAUAUGGGGAGCAAUUUGAACAUAUCCAGGAAUUAGACAAAGUAAACUUCAGGAAUCCAAAAACCAUUGGAUACUCUAAAGGUGCCGCAGUAAAUUUUAACCGUUUUGGGUACGAAUUUUCAUUUGUAGUAGAGCUUCGACCAUCACUUGUAAGUCGGAGAGAUUUUAACUCACGCGAAAAUUUUUUAUUAUAAUGCUUGAGAUAAAGUGGAAAGGUGAAACUGCACUUACUUUUACAUUUCAAUUCAAAUGUUUUCAAAAUCCUCCUUUAUUUUCAUUCAACCGUUUUUAAAAUCAUCCUUUACUCCGUGAUAAACAAAUCAAUGUCUGUGCGAUUGCAUUUGUCUGUCUCAAUUUCAGGUGCGGAAUCACCAAAAGCCCCAGUUCCCCUCGGCAUGGAAAGCGGUGCUAUUUUUGACUCACAGAUCACCGCUUCCUCCAUGUUUAAUGAUAAACAUGCCGCACCGAAUGCUAGAUUACAUUUCAAAGGAUCCAAAAACCCGCUUAGACGUGCUGGCUGGGUAGCUGGAGUGAAAAACAUUAACCAAUGGCUGCAAGUGGAUCUUCAGCAAACCACAAGGGUAAUAGGCAUAGCGACGCAGGGGAGACAUGAUUACGAUCAGUGGGUUACUAAAUACAAGCUACAAUAUGGCGAUGAUGGACCAUUUUUCAGAGUUUACAAGCGAAACGGAGACAUAUUAGACACGGUAUGA